GGGACUUCCGGCGGAAGGCGGACAUAGAGCUGGGGGCGCGGGCUGGCAGGUGCGGCUGGAGGGACUGUGGUCCCAGCGGCGCGGGGCACGAGCUGGAGCGGGGAGGCAAGGCCUGGGCCCCACUGACGCCUCUUCGAGCUCCUGCGACGCCGGCCUCUGUGGUAGGAUGGCUCGGGGCGAGCGGCGGCGGCGCGCAGCGCAGGCGGAGGGAACGCGUACAGUCGAGAGGGCGGCUCGGGGCGGCCCCGCGAGACGGGGCGGCGGGUCCCAAGGCGCUCCAGGGCGAGCAGCUCUGGCCAUCGUGGUCCUGUUUCUGGCUCUGGGACUUUCGGGGCGCUGGAUGCUGACGUGGUACCGUGCGCGACGGGCGGUCACGCUGCACUCCGCGCCCCCAGCGCUGCCCCCUGACUCCUCCAGUCCCGCUGUAGCCCCGGAUCUCUUCUGGGGCACUUACCGCCCUCACGUCUACUUCGGCAUGAAGACUCGCAGCCCGCAACCCCUCCUCACCGGACUGAUGUGGGCGCAGCAGGGCGCCACCCCGGGGACCCCUAAGCUCAGGCACACGUGUGAGCAGGGGGACGGCGUGGGUCCCUUUGGCUGGGAGUUCCAUGACGGCCUCUCCUUCGGGCGGCAACACAUCCAGGAUGGGGCCUUAAGGCUCACCACUGAGUUCGUCAAGAGGCCUGGGGGUCAGCACGGAGGGGACUGGAGCUGGAGAGUGACUGUAGAGCCUCAGGCCUCAGGUACCUCUGCCCUCCCUUUGGUCUCCCUGUUCUUCUAUGUGGUGACAGAUGGCAAGGAAGUCCUACUACCAGAGGUCGGGGCCAAGGGGCAGUUGAAAUUCAUCAGUGGGCAUACCAGUGAACUUGGUGACUUCCGUCUUACACUUAUGCCACCAACCAGCCCAGGGGAUACUGCCCCCAAGUAUGGCAGCUACAAUGUCUUCUGGUCCUCCAACCCAGGACUGGCCUUGCUGACAGAAAUGGUGAAGAGUCGCCUAAAUAGCUGGUUUCAGCAUCGGCCCCCAGGGGCUCCUCCUGAACGCUACCUUGGCUUGCCAGCAUCUCUGAAAUGGGAGGAUAGCAGCCCAAGUGGGCGAGGGCAAGGACAAGGCCAGUUCUUGAUACAGCAGGUGACACUGAAAGUCCCCUUCUCUUUGGAGUUGGUGUUUGAGUCAGGUAGUGCCCAGGCAGCAGGAAACCAAGCCCUGGAGAGACUGGCAGGCAGCUCGCUGACCCAGGCCCUGGAGAGCCAUGCCGCCGCGUUCAGAAUGCGCUUUGAGAAGACCUUCCAGCUAGGGAAGAAGGGCCUGAGCCCUGGCGAGCAGGCUUUAGGUCACGCUGCCCUCAGCGGCCUCCUGGGUGGAGUUGGCUACUUCUACGGACAGGGGCUGGUGCUGCCGGACAUGGGGCUGGAAGGGUCUGAGCACAAGCUCGACCCAGCCCUCUUUCCACCUGUCCCCCUUUUCUCAGCAGUGCCUUCGCGGUCAUUCUUCCCACGAGGCUUCCUUUGGGAUGAGGGCUUUCACCAGCUGGUGGUGCAGCGGUGGGAUCCCCGCCUCACUCGGGAGGCCCUAGGCCACUGGUUGGGGCUGCUCAAUGCCGAUGGCUGGAUUGGGCGGGAACAAAUACUUGGGGAUGAGGCCCGAGCCCGGGUGCCCCCAGAAUUCCUGGUGCAGCGGGCAGCCCACGCCAACCCCCCAACCCUGCUUUUGCCUAUAGCCCACAUGCUCUCAGGUGGCGACCCUGCCGACUUGGCUUUCCUCCAGAGAGCCUUUCCCCGCCUGUAUGCCUGGUUCUCAUGGCUCCAUCAGAGCCAGGCAGGGCCAGUGCCACUCUCCUACCGCUGGCGGGGCCGGGACUCAGCCUUGCCAACCCUGUUGAACCCCAAGACGCUGCCCUCGGGGCUGGAUGACUACCCCAGGGCUUCACACCCUUCCGCAAUGGAGCGGCACCUGGACCUGCGGUGCUGGGUGGCACUGGGUGCCCGUGUGCUGACCCAGCUGGCAGAGCAGCUAGGGGAGAUGGAGGCGGCUGCAGAGCUGGGCUCACUGGCCGCGUCACUGGAGGCAGAAGAGAGUCUGAAUGAGCUACACUGGGCCUCUGAGCUGGGGGUCUUUGCAGACUUUGGGAACCACACAAAAGCAGUACAGCUGAAGCCUAGGCCCCCUCAGGGGCUGGUUCGGGUGGUGGGCCGGCCCCACCCUCGCUUGCAGUAUGUGGAUGCCCUGGGCUAUGUCACUCUUUUCCCCUUGCUGCUGCGACUGCUGGACCCCAAAUCAUCCCACCUUGGGCCCCUGCUGGACGUUCUGGCCGACAGCCGCCAUCUCUGGAGUCCCUAUGGCCUGCGCUCCCUCGCAGCCUCCAGCUCCUUUUAUGGGCAGCGCAAUUCCGAGCACGAUCCUCCCUACUGGCGGGGUGCUGUGUGGCUCAAUAUCAACUACCUGGCCUUAGGAGCUCUCCACCACUACGGGCAUCUGGAGGGUCCUCACCAGGCCAGGGCUGCCAAACUGCACAGUGAGCUCCGUGCCAAUGUGGUGGGCAAUGUGUGGCGGCAGUACCAGGCUACAGGUUUCCUCUGGGAGCAGUACAGUGACCGGGAUGGGCGGGGCAUGGGCUGCCGCCCUUUCCAGGGCUGGACCAGCCUUGUCUUACUAGCCAUGGCUGAAGACUACUGACGGGCUAGGGGAUGUGAGGAGAGCCAGACCCCUUGUGCCACUCCUGUGUCCACAGGGACCUGUUCUCUGACUUCUGAUCCCAAGUCCCCUAGACACCAGUAUUCAAACUUCUCUCAGUUCAUCUCAGGUGUCUGCUGCCAUCCAUCCCACACCCCUGGGAUGAAUGUGAACUCAGAGUCUAUUUUUCUAAAUAAAUUGGAAAAAACA
Molecule: messenger RNA, 2884 nt
Organism: Oryctolagus cuniculus (rabbit)
Lineage: Eukaryota; Metazoa; Chordata; Mammalia; Lagomorpha; Leporidae
Gene: MOGS
Product: mannosyl-oligosaccharide glucosidase
Biological process (GO): protein N-linked glycosylation; oligosaccharide metabolic process
Cellular component (GO): endoplasmic reticulum membrane
Molecular function (GO): Glc3Man9GlcNAc2 oligosaccharide glucosidase activity
Source: RefSeq, a predicted model, not a curated record